AUGAAGGACAGUAUUGCCAACAACAGCACGGCCAGCAUCUCCCAAGCCAGGAAAGCUGUGGAGCAGCUGAAGAUGGAGGCCUGCAUGGAUAGGAUAAAGGUAUCCAAAGCAGCUGCAGACCUGAUGGCGUACUGCGACGCCCACAUACGCGAGGACCCCCUCAUCAUGCCCGUGCCCGCCUCCGAGAACCCUUUCCGGGAGAAGAAGUUCUUCUGCACCAUCCUCUGA
Chelmon rostratus (copperband butterflyfish) is the source of this 228-nucleotide messenger RNA. Its product is annotated as guanine nucleotide-binding protein G(I)/G(S)/G(O) subunit gamma-4. The transcript has 2 exons. Gene Ontology annotation, biological process: G protein-coupled receptor signaling pathway. Gene Ontology annotation, cellular component: heterotrimeric G-protein complex. The coding region runs from base 1 to 228 and encodes 75 amino acids. NCBI's taxonomy places the organism in Eukaryota, Metazoa, Chordata, Actinopteri, Chaetodontiformes, Chaetodontidae. The record is from RefSeq and is a predicted model, not a curated record. Gene Ontology annotation, molecular function: G-protein beta-subunit binding.